Rotaria socialis is the source of this 900-nucleotide messenger RNA. The record is from the annotation of a GenBank genome assembly. NCBI's taxonomy places the organism in Eukaryota, Metazoa, Rotifera, Eurotatoria, Philodinida, Philodinidae.
AUGUCUUAUGUUCAAGGUAUUGGUACGCUUGCAGCUGGCGUAGCACUUGGAGUUCUUGCUACAAGCACUUAUUUUCGUCUUUGGGAUGGACGUGCAUCACUAAAUGAAGGUGCUUUACUUCGUUUCUCACCUGAUUUCACUACACAAGUCAUACGUAGGCUAGAUCCAAAUUUUGCAGUGUGCUACGAUCAACGGACAAGAGUUCCACUAUGGACACUUGAACAUUUAACACGUGAAACGAUCACAAUGGGUAAAAAUGUCGAUAGAGGAAAUUCAAUAUUUCGAGAAGAUAAUCGUAUUCAUACAUUUUUUCGUUCAACGAAUCAAGAUUAUUCUGGUUCCGGUUUUGAUCGUGGUCAUAUGAUUCCCAGUGCUGAUCAUCGGUCGUCACAAGAAAGCAUGAAUAAUACAUUUUUUCUUUCGAAUAUUGCACCACAAGUAGGCAAAGGCUUCAAUCGAGAUAAAUGGGCUCAUUUAGAGAGAUAUGCUCGUGCACUUGUCAAGCAUUAUAUUGGUGGUCUAUGGAUAUUAACAGGACCGCUCUAUCUUCCAAGACUUGAUCCAACCGAUAAUAAACUCUAUGUAAAAUAUCAAGUAAUAGGUCCAAAUCAAGUUGCUGUUCCAACACAUUUUUUCAAAAUAAUGAUUGGUCAACAAAAAGACGGUCAACUGGACAUAUAUUCCUAUUUAAUGCCUAAUGAACCGAUUGAUAAAGAUACGCCAUUGGAAAAAUUUCUUGUUGCGCCUGAACUUAUCGAACAAAAUGCCGGAUUCUUAAUAACAACAGAAAAAAUUCAAAAGAAUAAAAUUCGUACAAUCAAUCAACCAUGGAUUGAUUUUAAACUAGACUCUCCUCCACCUUCGCCACGUCAAAAAUCAUUACCAACACCUGCAGCAUAA